Acanthoscelides obtectus is the source of this 7336-nucleotide messenger RNA. The record is from the annotation of a GenBank genome assembly. Lineage: Eukaryota; Metazoa; Arthropoda; Insecta; Coleoptera; Chrysomelidae.
CUGAUGUUACCUACAUACGACAAAAUACAUAUGGGAAACCCGGAUUAUUGAUUUUCCGCCAGAGAAAGGAAAUCAAUAAUCAUCCUCAAAGCGGUAGCGUGACUACUGAAAGCUCUAUAAUAAAAAAGUAGUUUGAACUACCUCAAUGUUAUCUCUGCAAUGAGGGAUGGGUGAAGCAUUUACUGGAACAUACACAAUGGGUACAUUUUCAACUUUCGGGUAACACAAGGAAUGCAACCGAUACAUAUCACGACUAACAAUAAUGGAUUAAGCUAAGUAGAGAGCGAAACAUUUUUGACAAAAAGAUGUGUGAGGAAUCGGCUUGUCUAGUGCCUCCUCUGGAGACCGGGCAAAAUGGACAGGCGGAAACUCGACGUAUGUUGCUACAGUUGCCAAUGUUUUGCAUGCCAACAUCGUUCUCGGUUUCAUCACCAACUGGUGUUACAAUCGGUGUGGGCCACCAGAACCUGUCCAGCGGCAACGGAGAAGCAUUGGUCGGCUUUCACGAAGACGCGCUGUCUCAAGCUGCAACGGGGAAAGCGCAGCUGUUGCUGGCGAUUGCGCUCGGGCUUGGCCUGGCAGCUGAUUGCUCGGAGAUCACCAUCUUAGGGUACAUCAUGCCUGCAGCUGAGCUGCAGCUUUGCAUUGGGGAACAUAGGAAGGGAUGGUUGGUAUCAAUUACAUUACUCGCCAUGGCCGGAGGAUCCUUGGCGUGGGGGAUUUUAGGAGAUCACUUAGGAAGACGACGAGCUUUGAUAAGCGCACUGGCGGUCGCAGCUUUAUUCUCAGCUGUUGCUUCAGUUAUGCCAACGUAUGGCACUUUCAUGACGGCAAGGUUUUGUUCUGGGCUGGGCGUAUCUGGAGCAUUUCCUUUGACCUUUUCAUAUUUGACCGAGACUUGUUCCCGUUCGACCAGAUCACGCUAUGCCGGAGUCCUCCAUUCAUUUUGGCCCUUAGGAGCUAUCUUCACAUCUAUUUUAUCUCACAUGACGAUGCCUACUGGAGGAGCCGACAUCGUGGAGGACAACAGUGAACAUUGGAGUUCCUGGCACAAGUUCUUGAUUCUGAGCAUUCUUCCGGAGGUGGCUUGCAUUGUAGGUCUGAUCUGGGCAUCCGAGUCACCCAGAUACCUGUUGGAGGCCUCACGAGAGGUUGAGGCAUUGGCUGUAUACCAAAGGCUGCACAAGUUAAAUAAAGCCCGUACACAGUACGGACUGACUGAGCUGGAGUUGCCAGGCAGAGCCGCUUACAGGGACAGGCCAGCCAGCCCUUCUAGGAAUGUUAUCAAUCAUGGUCUUGAAACGUUUCGCCAAGCUUUUCAAAGGGUUUCAUCUCCAACUCAUUUUCGCACAACGCUGCUACUAGCUAGUCUGCAUUUCCUGCUUGGUUUCUUAUAUAUGGGAAUAUCUGCGUUUUCCUCAACAAUCAUCAAGGAUCUACGAGAACAUGAGUAUUUUCUCCACAAGCAAUACGUAACAAAUGACAAUUUUAGCAGGAUAUACGUAAAUCAUACGAUGGAGAACGUUGAAUACAGGAGCACAACAUUUUCGAAUGCAACUUUUUCUCAUAUGAACUUGAAUCAUGUGGAUUUCGUUAACUGUACUAUCGAGGAUUCUGAGUUCAAUAGUGUAAAAGCCUCGGUAUCCUACUUCAAAGACACUACGAUAAAGGACUCAAGGUUUAUAGACACAGACUUGACUGACCACCACUUUAUAAAUUGUAAUCUGAUCAACAACACAUUCCUGUCUCUUGUAUCAGGUUGUAAUGUGGACUUUGAUUACAACAUCUACCUUGAGGAUUUAUAUGAUGAGACUCUUGCUUGGGCUGGAUUUAUGUUUCCUUCCCUGUUCUUCAUGGGCUUCGUAUUGGAAACUGCUACCAGACCUCCUGUAGCAACGAUUGCCUGUGCUCUAACCGCGGCUGCAUCUGCAGGGAUGUUUGCAGCUAAUGCAGCAUUUUGGGUAACAACUGUAGAAUUGGCUGUCAAAAUUUUACUGGCGUGUGCAUUGAACGCCGUAACCAUGACUGUUGUGGAGGGUUAUCCGUGUCACUUGAGAUGUACUGCGCACGGUAUGAUGCGCAGUUUGUACCAUAUAGCAUCCCUUUGUGCCAUUCCUAUAUAUAGUAUGCUAGUCCAUAGCAUGCUGCUAUUUCCUACGAUCCUAACAAUCUCUUUAGCUAUUAUCACAGCUUUGCUAUGUACGAGGAUACAGGAUAAUAGUAAAGUACUUUUGUAAAUGUGCGUGUUUAGUAGUGCGUUUUAAGAUCUACAUAACUGGUGAUACAAGAAAUUGAUAUUUUUUAUGAAGAAUGCGUAAUAUGUGAAAAAAAACAGUAUUGCAAGUAGUAACAUGUUAUGUUCCAAUAGAUGAAAAGCAUUUAAUAGUCCUUAUCGAGCAAAGAAGUUAAUUAUGAUUGAUCCGGCAGUUUUUUUUGUUAGAUGGCAAGUCUCUCCAAGUGUAUGUCAUAAUGCUCUGUCACGUGUAUGGUUCAUAUCACGGUAGUGCUGCAUUGCGUCAUAAUUAAUCGAUCAAACGAACUUACCUUAAGUGAAGUUCGAUCGUAAUUAUACGAGGGUCCAGUCCGAAGACAUCACUUUGUUUAUUUACUAUGUAGUCCGGCCCUGGAGUACUAGCCGCACACUAAGUUAAAAGACAAGAGAUCCCCGCUCCCGUACCGUCGCGCUCCGGUCUUGCACGUUGAGUCAUUUGCUAAAAGAAAUGGUACUUGCUCGCAACUUGGGAGGGUUGAAAAAAGGGGUGGGAGUGAUGUCUUCGGACUGGACCCUCGUAUAAUUACGAUCGAACUUCACUUAAGGUAAGUUCGUUUGAUCGAUUAAUUAUACUUUAGGUCCAGUCCGAAAACAUCACUUUGUUUAUUUACUAUGUAGAUGUUUAAAGAUAGAACACAGUUGCGAGCGAUCUGAUGGUGUUAUAAAGUGGAAUCAAAGUGUUCAGAAACGACAAAACCAUAUAUUUAGUAUUCCUAUGUAACAAACAUAAAAUAAAUUCUCAAAUUGUAACAAACUCUUAAGAGUAUUAGAGCUUAACUAAUCAGACCAAUUUUAUAUCUAGGAUUGCACUUGCAAACUCAUUGUUUGGUUGUAGAGGACGAUUAUAAAAUCUUGCAAACGUGGAACGUUGCGUCCAACCACCUGUUUUACAUAUGUUAUCUACGGAAACGCCUUUUCUUAACGCCUCAGAAGUCGCCGCAUGCCUUACUGAAUGAGGCGUAAAAGGUGUUGUGUCUACUCCUGCAGAGGCAAGGGUCUGUUUUACCCAUCUGCUUAAAGUGUCUUUAGACGCCCUGCCAUGGGGUUUUUUCCCUGUCACAAAUAGGAAAUCGUUAUUGGGUUCUCUUAAAGAAGCCGUUCUAUCAAUGUAUUCUUUCCGGAUUGUGGCCACGCAAAGAAAGGGGUUUUGUUGAAAAAUCGGGAUGUGCAGAGUGGGUUGAGGUUUUCCAACUCUACUGGUUUUAAUUGGAUCCGAUAUAUUAAUAGUUGAUUCACUGUGACCAUGGAUUAUAUUUGACAGACGUAUAAGAGAUAUCGACUGGAGUUUUUCUCCUGCUAUCAGGGCUAAUAACGUCGUUAAUUUCUGAGACAGAGUUUGAAGUUUAAGCGGUGAUGAUAACUUCUCUAAAUAAUUUAGAAGGGGUAUAGGGUCCCAGGUGGCAGUAUACUUUGGUCGUGAAGGCCGUAAGCGAGAGAUGCCUUCUUUGAAGCGUUUAAUUAUCGGAUUAGAGGCUAAAUCCUUUGAGCCAAUUAAUGAAAGGGCAGAUGUAUGGGAGUUAAAAGUACCAUACAAGGUUUUGAUUAUUUGUCAAUUCUUGCAAGAAUGACACCACUUCUUUGAUUGUGGGAUUAAAAAGCGAAAUGUCAUUACUGAAGCAAUAACCCCACCAUAAUUUAUACGAACUGUUAUAUUGUUGUAAUGUGGAAAUGCGUAAAAAUAAAAUCUAUUCCAGGGAAUCAUAAACGCAUCAAUAUAUGCAUAUCCUGGAUCUCUAUGCCAGGAGACAUAUAACUUGCAUUUAGCAUUUGUAUGGGAAGCAAAAAGAUCAAUCUCCAGGUUUCCGAAAACGGUGGUUAAACGGUCGAAGGCGGUUUGACAUAACGACCAUUCCGUUUCCAAAUUCAAACUCCUGGACUCGGUGUCUGCUAUAACAUUAUCCUUCGAAGGAAUGUAUGAGGCGAAGAGCCAGAGGUUCCUUUGCUCACACCAUUGCCAAAUUUGUUUUGACAACGAACAGAGGUCUGGGAAUUGAACACUCCCCAUUUUGUUGAUGUAUGAAACAGCUGUCGUGUUGUCACAUCUAAUUAGAAUAUUGCAGUUUUUAAAAUUUUUGGCGUAGCACUGAAUCCCGUACAAAAUAGCCCAUAACUCCAAAUUAUUUAUAUGUAACCGUUUUUGAGAGUCAUACCAGAAUCCAUGGGUUCUGUCAUGGCCACAACCAGCACGCCAUCCUGUAAGUGAUGCGUCGGUAAAAAUUGUUAUAUGAAAGGAAUCAUACCUGAUGUCAUUGAAGGCUUUUGAAAUAUGAUUUGUCCACCAAAAAAUAUCUGGCUUUAUGCUUUCAGGGAUAGGCUUGUUUUCGUCAGGAAGUUCUAUUUUUAAAUGGACACUAUCUAUCAUAAAGCCUAGAAAUUUUAUGUAAGUGGUAGGUACUAGGAUGCUUUUGUUUUUAUUGAUUACAAGACCUAACGAUUUUAAAAGACAAAUGGUUGUGUUGACGUGUUUGAGACAGGAUUCAUAGGAAUCUCCAAAUAUUAGGAAAUCGUCUAGGUAAUUGACUGUAGAGAUGCCUAAAGUGCGGAGAAAAGAGGCGACUGGCUUCAUGAGUUUUGUGAAGCAUAACGGAGCUGUACAUAACCCGAACAGUAAGCAGGUAAAUUGGUACAAUUGACCUUCAAAUUGAAAUUUAAGGAAUGUUUGAUGGUCAUUGUGAACGGGUACCAAAAAGUAUGCAUCUUUCAAGUCAAUUGUGCACAUAUUCACGUUUUUGUGAAUCACUUUAAUAGCCGUUCGUAGGUCCUCCAUUUUAAAAUGCGGACAUUCCACAUAUUCAUUUAAUUGUUUUAGAUUUAAAAUAAAUCUUUUUCCACCGCUGGAUUUAUCUGCUAGGAAACAUGGAGAGAUAAAUUGUUCGGGCCUUGACUCAGAUUUGAGUAUGGCUCCGGACCUUAACAAAUCGUUUAUAGCUAAUCUUACUAGCGAUGUUUCUGUAGGGGAAACAUUAUUUUUAACCAAGUGGUGGCAUGAUGGAGGGUUGUCUUUAAAGGGAAUCCUAUAACCUUGAAUCCAGGAUACGACUGUCAAAUUUGAGGGUAGUUUGGACCAAGAGUCCAAAUAAAACUGUAAACGGCCAGCAAACGGAACUUGUUUUACCUUCAGCGUUUCCUGGUUUGCUGUUGUCUGAUCUGAGGAAACUGUUUCGAGGAAUGGCCCUUGUAUUGUCUCACCUCCCUCUUGCGGUAAGACGGGCGAUACCUGUUUAAAGGUCCUGCAUUCUUGGACGAGCUGCCCCCCCUCUUCUUUCUCUGAUUGAGAGCUAGUGCGUGAGGGGAUAGAAGGCAAACGUAAUUCAUGUCCUGCCUUUUCCAAUGAUUUCAAAUUUUUUGCUCGUUUACCUAAAUCUAGCCCAAACAAAAAUUCACCAGGUAUGGUAUUUUCAGUCAGUUCUUUAACUGAUUUCUUAAGUACUGGGCUAAUUAAAUAUUUCCUUGUUUUCGAAAUAUCGUGGAAAAGAGCCGCCAAUAUUCGGGCAGAAUCUGUCAAAGACUUUUUCCCUGACAAGACUCCUCAAGAAACUGGGAGAAUUAACCUCCAAAUCCCCGCUUAUUAAAUUUAACUAGGGCUAUCAGUUAUGAAAAAUCAUCGGGACGCGAAUGCAUAACAAAUAAUUACUGGAUUCGUAUUUUGUUUGUGUCAGUAACAGUACAUUUCACUCAGUUCGAGAAGCUGUUAAGAAAAUGUAUUGACAGUUUUGUAUAAAAAAUGCACUUUAUUUAUUGGCGAUUGUGCAUAUUUUGUGUGGGGGGGUGCAUGUUGUGCAUAUGUUCGUAAAAUUGUGCAUAAUAUGCACAAUUGUGCAUGUCGGAACAUCCCUGGACCUUGAACGUCUACGGCUCAUCCGAGAACGAGAACGCCUAAAGUAAUUGGGGCGAAUCGGCACGAGACCUCGACCUGCUGCUUCUACCCUCAAGUUCCUGGUGUAAAAUGUCUUUAGGGAUGCUGGAUUCGUCUUCCAAGAUAACGUUGAGUGCUUUUCCCAGGGUGGUUAGUCCGUUACCAAUGUGCAAUUGGUACCCGGAGUGAGUGGAAUCCUUAGUUAAAUGUGUGGAUGAAAAAAUAGCUUUCACUUCGGGAUUUACUUUUGGAGGACGUGAUAAAGCGAAAUUAGAUGGCACAUUUUGUUUUUCGCUAAGGAUAGAACUAUCUUCGGCGGAUAGCCCGUUUGCCAAAAUAUGGGACCACCUGGAGGCUAGGGCACCGUGAAGUUUAAAACUAGACGUAUUAGCCUUUUCAGGAUCGGCACCCAGGAUAUUUAAUGUGUCCUCUGAUAAUGGCAUACAAUCGGCAUCGUCAAGUAUCAAAACGUCGUCCAUACUGUUUUGCGUUGUUGGCGCCGCUCCCACAUCCGGCCCUGUCAGUACCUGAGCUUCCGGCUUGCACGGGGAACGACCAGCUAGGCCUACCUGACGCUGUGCAUUAUCAGCUGGGCUGAAUGAAUUCUGUUUUUUUCCCGCACAUAUUCUUGUCUCUCUCUACAUCGCUUCGACACGCUCGGUGAUCGACUACGACUGAUGCUACUCCGCGAACGGGACCUUGACAGUGUUGUUCUCGAUAGAUUUUGAAUUAUGCAAAGAUGUCAAUAGAAAUUGUGCAUAUUUCUUUAAAAAUGUGCAUAUAUGAUAUAUGUAUACUAAUUUUCUGGCGCAGCCGCCAAUUUCAAAAAACUGAAAUUUCAUGGAACCAUUGACGUGGUCCCUGCCGCCAGGUGUUUCUUCCAUGGUUUUCUGCUAAGUAUAUCUUAUAUUAUAUAUAACGUGCUACUAGAUGAGCAACAAAACAACCCAUUGUUGUACAUACUUACCAACCUACUCACCAAGCACUAAACCGAUUUGAAAAAGGAAUCGCGUAUUUUACGUGUUUCCUAACGCACAAACAAGCCGGGCGACCGUACGGCUGUAACACCAAAAAGCGAAUGACUCAACGUGCAAGACCGGAGUGCGACGGGACGGGAGCGGGGAUCUCUUGUCUUUUAACUUGGUGUGCGGCUAGUACUCCAGGGCUGAACUACAUAGUAAAUAAACAAAGUGAUGUCUUCGGACUGG